AAGUUUCGGUUUGACUACAGCACCGGUUCUACCCAUUCAAUGUGGACACAUUCUGUUUGUCCUUCCAACUCCUUUCUUUGACCCAUCACAUCUCAUUAACAAGCAGGCUUCAUCUUUUCAAAGAAUAGUUGUUCCCAAAAUACAGCUGCACUUAAUGCAGGCAGCACGCUGCGAGGAGAUUUGCAACCGAAUGUAUAUAUAUAAAUAUAUAUAUCAAAAUACACAAUCCCUAAUUUUUUGGAACUGCAGACAGGAAUUUGCUGCUUCUUUCGUUCGUUUGUUUUCUAAACUGGAGAAGAGAAUGGCAAAGCGUGGAAUAAAACUGAGAGGGGGGAGGGCUUUACACCUGACAAGGCAAAUGUUAAAAAUAUCCCUACAAAAACCAGCAGGGUUCCCAAAUCCAAUCCCUUUUGAAAUUCUCGUCUGCAUGCCUUACCUCCGCUUGCAUGGUAAUAGACUGCUUUGGGGUAACGCUAUCACACCGGAAGACGAGUGGGAGUGCUAGUGCAUGUCACACACACACACAGCAGCCAUGAACGGUCUUUUUGAUGGGUUUUUAACUAAAUCGCAAGGCCUGUCCUAAGCUUGAGGGUGAGUGAAGUAAAUAUUGAACAGGAAACUGUGCAAGGUGCUUUUUAUUAUGAAGGGUUAGCAUUAACAAGCACAAAUUGCUAUUAAUAAACAAGGUUAGGUCAUGUGUCUUAAUCAAUGGAGAGCGUAAAUAUGACAAAUAUUUAACUUCCUUCACUCACAGAACACAAAAACACAAUCAGCUUUGAUGAGACGGAAACUACCUGUGACAUCAAGCAACUGGGCUCGUAGGGGCGUGGUUAAUUCUGUCUCCUCUGCAUCACGUUCUGCCGUGUGGUUCUUGUUUAAAGCCCCAACUGCAGCCCUUUAAAUGGAACUUAAAAACAGGAAGGCAAGAAAGAUGCUUGCAUCCUUUUCAAUGUUAUAGACAUGACUAGGACACACUCAAAUGCCCUCAGGAAUCAGCUCUGUGCUUAUAGCAAGGAAAUGUUGCAUUGAAAUUAAUCUAAAAUAUGACAAGGCAAUUAAGGCAAAGUGCGCAUGGGUUUCAUCAAGCUGCUGGUUGUGAAUGUGAAGGAGACAGUGCUAGGAAUCCCGCUGCACUAGGCAGGCUGGACAGAGCGCUUGGAAUGCAAAAGGGUUUCAAAGCAUAUCCUGCGCACUUACAGGACGGCUGCCCUGCCAAAAACACCUCACACUUCCCACCGGAGCGCCACUUACCCCACCUCAGUGCAAGCAGACUGACCCCUGCCUCAUCAUCAUUCACAACGCAUCUCAUCGAGGAUUCGUCAAUCUCAGUGCAAGCAGACUGACCCCUGCCUCAUCAUCAUUCACAACGCAUCUCAUCGAGGAUUCGUCAAUCUCAGUGCAAGCAGACUGACCCCUGCCUCAUCAUCAUUCACAACGCAUCUCAUCGAGGAUUCGUCAAUCUCAGUGCAAGCAGACUGACCCCUGCCUCAUCAUCAUUCACAAAUCAUCUCAUCGAGGAUUCGUCAAUCUCAGUGCAAGCAGACUGACCCCUGCCUCAUCAUCAUUCACAAAACAUCUCAUCGAGGAUUCGUCAAUCUCAGUGCAAGCAGACUGACCCCUGCCUCAUCAUCAUUCACAAAUCAUCUCAUCGAGGAUUCGUCAAUCUCAGUGCAAGCAGACUGACCCCGGCCUCAUCAUCAUUCACAAAUCAUCUCAUCGAGGAUUCGUCAAUCUCAGUGCAAGCAGACUGACUCCUGCCUCAUCAUCAUUCACAACGCAUCUCAUCGAGGAUUCGUCAAUCUCAGUGCAAGCAGACUGACCUCGGCCUCAUCAUCAUUCACAAAUCAUCUCAUCGAGGAUUCGUCAAUCUCAGUGCGAGCAGACUGACCCCGGCCUCAUCAGCCUUCACAAAUCAUCUCAUCGAGGAUUCGUCAAUCUCAGCUGUUGCAGGCAUCUCACACGAGGCGACCAGUGAAGCAGAGUCAUUCAUUUAUCGUACCACAUUAGACCACGCUUACAACCUUGAGGCAGCAAUAGGCUUUCUCCCUGUCAACCGGCACGGUUACUCGGAUUCUGUGUCUCGUCUCAGAAUUGGUUUAGUGAAUCCACCAGCUGGAGAAGAAGUCUCGGAAAUCAUUAAUUACAGCAGACGGCUGUCCAUAGAACUUGCACAGCAUUUAAAAGAACACAUAUUUCUGUUGCAAGGAAACGACCACAAAAAAAAAGGUUUGACAUGCUGUUAAAUUUCUGACAUCAUAAACAUACAUUUGAAUACUUGUUUUUACACUUUUUCAAUAAAUUUCCACAUUGAUAAUAAAAAAUUCUAUAAAAACCCAAUAAUAAAAUGUAUGCAUCCGAAAGUUGUCCAGAAUAAUAAAAAGUACUUUUCCUGUUUUUUUUUUUUCAUUCACCCAUAUGCCACUGACAAGUUUGUGUGACUGGCAGCGUGUUAUGAUUUGCUGUUCCCAAUGCAGGUCCUCCUCUGAAAAAGCAGGGGAGGCACACAGUCAGUCAGACAGCUCCUGCAUGCUUCUCUGCUCAGCACACAGUUUCCAGGAGCUCCAAUGGGAAAUACAGAGCUAUGGCACUUCACCACUGUAAGAGAGGAACAAAAAACGAUAACCCUUCAACAUAAAAAUCGGGUGGCAUGGAAGAUGGAAGAUGUUCAGAGAAGAGAGUUUUUAUAACCUGUUACCGCUGUUUGAUUUGCUUUGAUCCCUGAGCCCUGAAACAUUGUGCCUUUAGCGUACAAUGGAUUGUACAAACUAGUUUUGUGAUCUGGAAAUCAAUUAAAAAUUCGCUUCCAUUGAAGGAUGGGUUUGCUUUUGUUGGAAAUGGCUUCAGACUGCCCUAAAGUGGUCAAGAACUAGCUGGAGGACAAGGAUAUAGAACACAGCUAAAACAUAUGGGAGGGUUAAAACAUUUAAGUGAAACCAUGGGCAAUUAAAAACGUUUGACAAUGUAGCUGUAACAAGAAAAAAACAAGUGACGUGACUCCGAUUCAAGCAAGCAAAGCAAUUCAGUAUGGAAAUGCACACAAAUUCAAUGAUCCACAUUUACGUAAACAGCACAGUGUUGGAGCGGAACGGUUCUUUCGUCUGCAAUGAAACCACAUACGGCUUGGCCGAGGACAGCGCAGAGACCUACCAGUUCUACGUCGUCAGUCUCUUCCUCUCGUGCUUGUACACCAUCUUCCUCUUCCCCAUCGGCUUCAUUGGCAACAUCCUGAUCUUGGUCGUGAACCUGACGCACCGGGACAAGAUGACCAUCCCGGAUCUCUACUUCGUUAACCUGGCUGCAGCAGACCUGAUCUUGGUGGCGGACUCCCUGAUCGAGGUCUUCAACCUCAACGAGAAAUACUAUGACAUCGCCAUCCUCUGCACCUUCAUGUCCCUGUUCCUCCAGAUCAACAUGUACAGCAGCAUCUUCUUCCUGACCUGGAUGAGCUUCGACCGCUACGUGGCUCUGGCCAGCGGCAUGAAAACCGGGCCCUUCAGAACCAUGCAGCAGGCCCGGCUGAGCUGCACUCUCAUCUGGAUGGCCUCCAUACUAGCCACCUUGAUGCCGUUCACCAUCGUGCAAGCCCAGCACACGGGGGAGGUCCACUUCUGCUUCGCCAAUGUGAUGGAAAUCCAGUGGCUGGAGGUGACUCUGGGAUUCCUUGUGCCCUUUUCCAUCAUCGGGCUCUGCUACUCCUUGAUCGUACGGAUCCUCAUGAGGGCUCAGAAGCAUAGGGGGCUGUGGCCCAGGAGGCAGAAGGCGCUCCGCAUGAUCGUGGUGGUGGUCCUGGUGUUCUUCAUCUGCUGGCUUCCCGAAAACGUCUUCAUCAGCAUCCAGCUCCUCCAAGGGACAGGCGACCCCGCACACCCAGACGACUGGACGCUGAUGCACAGCCACCCACUGGCCGGGCACAUCGUCAACCUAGCUGCCUUCUCCAACAGCUGCCUCAACCCAAUCAUUUACAGCUUCUUGGGGGAGACUUUCAGGGACAAACUGAGGCUGUUCAUUAACCAGAAAGCAAGCUGGUCCGCACUGCAUCGCUUGUGUCACCACACCUUGGAUUUUCAGAUCUCUGUUCAGAAUGAAGUUUCAGAAGUUUAAAAAAUAAAUGAAAAAUAACUAUGUGAGGCUUUAAGACCAAAGUGAGGAAGCCAAAAAAAAAAGCUAAAUGCUACGGGGAUACCUUUGUGUUACUCUGAAGAAUCCCGAGCAGCAGCAUCGGCUGCAACGGCAACAAACAAUGGGAUUGCCCAGCGGUCCUGACAGCACGGUACACUUGCAGGGAUACUGUACCAAAGUACUGCCAUACAUGUAGCAGUAUGCAUUUGGUCUCAGCCCAUGUGGCACCAUUGGUAGAUCAAAACUUAAAAUACCCCUGUGGUAAAAUUCUACUAAUGGCCCAAAAUGUUUAGGCUGCCUUUGUGCCAUCAUUGCCACUUGGCACCGAACCACGGAAUUGCCUCAGGUGGCAUUCCCAAAGAUGAUUUCGUAGGGGAGUUUUUCUGUACUGAUAAUGGGGCAAUACUCUGUAUUUACUCUGCGGCUGAAAGCAUUGGCACAAUCCAUCAAAUCAAUUGCAAGUAGUAGAACUUGCCAAUUUCCCCCAGUACUUUGAGUUUCUGCUUACAAGUUGCAACACGAAAGAAUGGCAAAGGGUAUAAAAAAUAUUCUGCUCAGGCCGUCAAGUUGAAUAAGUCUGUUAUACUGUCCAUUGAUAUCUCAUGGAGGAUUCGAUGCAAGCAAAAUGGGCAUUCUGAACAGACAAUGAAAAGGCAGUCCGACAAAAGCAGACCUUGUUUUUUCCGAUAUGUAUUAUUUUGGGUUAGGGUUAGGGUCAAUCCUUUUCCUUUCAAAAGCAAUGCAGAACAUGAACUUUUUUUAUAAUGAUGGUACUAUUACACUGUUAAACCCUGGCUGUUGCAGUGGACAGGAUCAUGGAUAACCCUUUGCAUAAGAGAUGGCAAUUCAGUGAAAUGAAAAUGCUGCACUGCUUUUGGUGAUCCAACAAUGUUACCCAACUUACCCUCAACAGUUUCCUUGGUGCGCUUGCCCUUUGGCAUUGACUCACUAGACAUUAGAAUUGCUGCCUUCCAUAUAUUCCUAUUCUAUGAGAGGACUCUCAGUGCGUUCUCAGAGCUAGUUUAAAGUCUGCAAGUGGCAUCUGCGCUGGAGAUGAAUCACAACAAACAGAGACACUGACAAAGCACAGAGGAAAGGAGCCGUCACAGCAAUUUCUUCAUGGAUAAACACACGAUCAAGUUCGCCUCUGCAAGUGGAAAGGAUGACACAUGUUAUAUUAAACAAUUUGCCUACACAGGUUAAUAAUAAAGAUUAGCAGGCAGGUUCCAUUUCUGAUAAUUAUACAUGUAUAAUAUGGGUAAACUGCUUUGGAAGGGACACUGAAAAUGAACACACUGUCGGAAAAGGUCUUUGUGCAAUAUUUACAGAUACUGGAUGUGUGCGUUUUAUGGAAACUGUUGGGAGUAAUUGACAAAUAACUGCUUUUCUUUUUUUACAAGACAUGUAAAUUUAUACAUACAAAAAGACAACGUUGUUUAACUUUGAUUGCGUGUCUUAUUUUCCCCAGGGCUACUUUACACAGCAAAAUUCAGAUCACGCAAGUACAUCACAGCUAAAUGUCUACCCAAUCAAGCACAUGCUACCCAAAAAAAUGUAAUGUGCUGUAGAAGGCAGGCUGUCCUCCAGUAUCUUAAGAAAAAAAAGAAAACAUGUUGUUAGAACAUAAAAACACUACAAGAAACUGUAUAAAUUCAGCGACAAACAUAGUCUUUCAGACA
Polyodon spathula (Mississippi paddlefish) is the source of this 5798-nucleotide messenger RNA. RefSeq names its product G-protein coupled estrogen receptor 1-like. Gene Ontology annotation, molecular function: G protein-coupled receptor activity. Gene Ontology annotation, biological process: G protein-coupled receptor signaling pathway. Gene Ontology annotation, cellular component: membrane. The record is from RefSeq and is a predicted model, not a curated record. Bases 3025 to 4101 code for a protein of 358 amino acids. The transcript is spliced from 2 exons. Lineage: Eukaryota; Metazoa; Chordata; Actinopteri; Acipenseriformes; Polyodontidae.